Molecule: messenger RNA, 718 nt
Organism: Aspergillus ibericus CBS 121593
Lineage: Eukaryota; Fungi; Ascomycota; Eurotiomycetes; Eurotiales; Aspergillaceae
Exons: 1
Coding region: 492-689 (65 amino acids)
Source: RefSeq, a predicted model, not a curated record
AUCCUGUCCACCUUGCCCGUUGUCCAAACCGUAUACUUUCACCAGGGCCCCGACCAAAAGCACCCCCAAUCCCACCCAACAUAAAAAUAGCUCACCACCACCACCAAACCAACCCAAUAACCUCCAAGAAAUCAAGAAUACCACCUACCCCUCUCAUCCCAAAUCCUCCUCCACGGGCCCUCCAGCCCUAUGGACCACCUUCCGUGCGCGACUUUCCCACCCGCAGCGCUAACCUCGGCCCUCUGAUUGGCCCUUCCCUCAUCCACGACAAUCCUCCUCCCAAACCAAGCUUUGCUGGGAUGCACCAAUCAUCAUCCCCGCUGCAAUGUGAUCAGCCCGGCGCAGGUGAACCCGCUUGCAUGUCACCUCAGGGCUGAUUGCUGUCAAAUCAGCGUGCUCGAUGAAGCGCUCGUUGAGCACUGUGGUGAGGACUCGUGGAUGUGCGCACCCCGUGCUGAAGGGAGGGGGUUUUUAAUGUGAUUGCCUACGGGAUGGGCUCGGGUAGGGCUGGUCUGGAAGAGAUAUAUAAGUUGUGGAAGGGCUUGGCUGGUGCUUGUUUUACCGCCUACUACUGCUACUACUACUACUACUACUACUACUACACCCUACUACACCCUACUACACCCUACUACUAUCUACGAACGUUGUCUUUUACCUGUCUACCUACAUUCAGACAUAUCUACACCUAAAUCACACUACAAGACAACCAACCCUCCAU